This is a messenger RNA of Spodoptera frugiperda (fall armyworm), 1598 nucleotides long. RefSeq lists its product as uncharacterized. The transcript has a single exon. NCBI's taxonomy places the organism in Eukaryota, Metazoa, Arthropoda, Insecta, Lepidoptera, Noctuidae. Gene Ontology annotation, molecular function: calcium ion binding. The record is from RefSeq and is a predicted model, not a curated record. The coding region runs from base 311 to 1501 and encodes 396 amino acids. Gene Ontology annotation, cellular component: cytoplasm.
ACAAAGACACAUGUCAGAGGCACAUAGACGCACCAUUGACGUAUACAAAUUUAAUAUUUUCCUUCCUUUUCAUAAAUGUUUAAUUUUAUAGGUAACAUACGUGAUGAAUUAUUUGAUGACUUCGUACACAUUUUAGAUUAUAUAUCUUUAGAAAGUCUCAGCCUAUAUGACAAAAUAACAGAUAAUUUAAUUGUUGUACUACGUACGAAAUUCAGUAAACCUCGAUGCGGUGACAAAUUUUUAGUUUAAAAUAGAUUAAGUUCAAAACACAUUUUAUUCAAAAUUCUCGUGCAACAACAAGCAAAGCAAUAUGGAUGAGGAAUCGCUUAAUAUAGAAAAUGCUGGGGCCGGUGAAGAGGUGAAGGUUAGUGAAAACCAGGAAAAAGAAGCAGGUCAAACAGACACAGUUGCUGAAACAGUAACUGAUGGAGGUGACCAAACGGAAGUAACCGAAGGAACAGAAGGUGAAACAGCUGAAGUAGCUGAACUGGUUGAAGGAGAGACAAGAGAGACAGGAGAGACAGGAGAGCCAGGAGAGCCAGGAGAGCCAGGAGAAGCUGCAGUGAAAGAGGAAGUCGAUGGAGAACAUACAGAGCAAGAAGGAGCCCUGGAGGGGGAACAAGUUGAAGGAGAGGAGGUUGAAGGUGAAACUGCGGUUACCGAAGGGGAGCACGUAGAAGGUGAACAUGUUGAAGGAGAAGAAAAAGAAAAAGGUGAAGAAGAAAAAGUGGAAGGAGAAGAGGUUGAAGGUGAAGGUUUGGAAGGUGAACAGGUAGAAGGUGAGGAAGUACAAAAAACCGAAGAACCUGCACCUGAAGAACAAGUCGAAGAGGAAGAACAAUACGUUGAGGAACCACCUCCUGAUCCAGCUGCUCCAUAUGAUUUCAGUGACUCUAAAGAAGCCUUGAAAGCACCCUUUGAAUUACGACCUGAUCAGUUAGCUGAAGUAGAACAAUUAUGGGAAAUGUUUCAAAAUCACACUCCAGCAUAUGCUGAAUUGGAUGGAUUCAUUACAGAAAAAGAAUUGGUUUUCUUGCUAAAAAGUCUUCUGAUCAUGACAUAUACAGUGGAACAACUUCAAGAGCUAAUAACCUAUUGUUGCAGACCACCAAAUGCAGAGGGACAUAUAUUUUAUGAACAGUUUCUAAAAAUGGUAACAAUAAGACAAAGAGACUUUCCUAUUGAAGAGGAAAUUCGAGCUUCAUUACAAGUGUACGACCCUGAGAAGACAGGAUUACUGGAUCGUGAAUACCUGAGAGACACAUUGACGAAACAGGGUAGUAAAAUGUCGGCGAAAAUGGUAGAUAAUCUAAUUAAAGAAGUCGACAUAAGUAAUGAUGGUACCAUAAAUUUAGAAGAUGUAGUUGCAACAAUGUGCAUUGAUUUGAAUAAAGAGGACUUGCAAAUACUUAGAGCGGCUGCUUAUCCUAAAGGGCCAGAUGAUACAGAAGAGAAAACUCUACAGGAAAUAACAGGUGGUGAUGAUAAUCAAGAUGAAUAAACCGAAACUAAUUCAUUUAGCACAACAAAUUCUUAAGUUCAGCGAAACUGGAUAUACCUAUACGUAUAAUAAUAAAAAUAAAACAAAGUGAAUAAUA